AUGGAACUCAAAAAAGGGAUACUGCUAUUGCUUUUGUUGCUGGAGUAUGUUUGUUGCAAUGUUGAAGCAAAGUGUGUGAAGGGAUGUGACGUAGCUUUAGCUUCCUACUAUGUGAGUCCAGGUUUUCUAGUCUUGGAUAAUAUAACACGCUUGAUGGAAUCAAGUGUUCUGUCCAAUGACGUUAUAAUCAGCUACAAUAAAGACAACAUUGUCAAUCGAACUCUGCUCUCCUUAAUGAGAAUCAAUAUUCCAUUUCCCUGUGACUGUAUCCGUGGUGAGUUUCUGGGGCAUGUGUUUCAGUACUCGGCUGCUGCAGGUGACACUUAUGAUUCGAUUGCCAAAGUGAAAUAUGCCAAUCUCACCACUAUUGAGCUUUUGCGGAGCUUCAACAGUUAUGGCCAAAAUGAUAUACCCGCAAAUGCCAUGGUUAAUGUCACGGUCAAUUGUUCUUGCGGGAACAGCCAGGUUUCAAAAGAUUAUGGAUUGUUUAUUACCUAUCCACUCAGGCCUGGCAAUAGUUUGCAUGUUAUUGCCGACAAGGCUCAUCUUGAUGCACAGUUGCUGCAGAGUUAUAAUCCUGGAGUCAAUUUCAGCAAAGAGAGUGGCAUUGUCUUCAUUCCAGGAAGAGGUCUAGCUAGGGGUGCUGUUGCUGGAAUAUCCAUAGCAGGAAUAAGCGGUCUUCUAUUAUUAGUAAUUUGCAUAUAUGUUAAAGUCUUCCAAAAGAAGGAAGGAGAGAAACCUAAAUUACCAACAGAAAAGUCUUUGGCGUUUUCAACUCAAGAUGCCUCUGGAAGUACAGAAUAUGAAACUUCGGGAUCCAGUGGGACUGCUACUGCUAGUGCUACUGGCCUUACAGGCAUUAUGGUGGCGAAAUCAAUGGAGUUCACAUAUCAAGAACUAGCAAAGGCUACAAAUAACUUUAGCUCGGAGAAUAAAAUUGGUCAAGGUGGAUUUGGAGCUGUCUUUUAUGCAGAAUUGAGAGGCGAGAAAACUGCAAUUAAAAAGAUGGACGUGCAAGCAUCCACCGAAUUUCUUUGUGAGUUGAAGGUCUUAACUCACGUUCAUCAUUUGAAUCUGGUGCGUUUGAUUGGAUAUUGCGUUGAAGGAUCUCUUUUCCUUGUAUAUGAAUAUAUUGACAACGGAAACUUAGCCCAGUAUUUGCAUGGUACAGGGAAAGAUCCUUUUCCAUGGUCUAGCCGAGUGCAAAUUGCGCUAGAUUCAGCCAGAGGCCUUGAAUAUAUUCAUGAGCACACUGUGCCAGUGUAUAUCCAUCGUGAUGUAAAAUCUGCAAAUAUAUUAAUAGACAAACACUUACGUGGAAAGGUAGCAGAUUUUGGCUUGACUAAACUUUUUGAGGUUGGAGGCUCAACACUUCACACUCGACUUGUGGGAACAUUUGGAUACAUGCCACCAGAAUAUGCUCAAUAUGGUGACGUUUCUCCAAAAGUAGAUGUAUACGCUUUUGGUGUGGUUCUUUAUGAACUUAUUUCUGCAAAGAAUGCUGUCCUAAAGACAGGUGAAUCUGUUGCUGAAUCCAAGGGCCUUGUAGCUUUGUUUGAAGAAGCACUUAAUCAGAGUAAUCCUUCCGAAGGUAUUCGCAAACUAGUGGAUCCUAGGCUUGGAGAAAACUAUCCAAUUGAUUCAGUUCUGAAGAUUGCUCAACUUGCUCGAGCUUGUACAAGAGAUAAUCCACUACUACGCCCAAGUAUGAGGUCCAUAGUUGUUGCUCUUAUGACACUUUCAUCACCUACCGAGGAUUUCUACGAUGCUUCCUACGAAAAUCAAACUCUCAUAAAUCUCCUAAAAGCCUCAUCCAUCGUCUCCAAAACAAAACGCAGAAGAAGGCUAUGGCUGAGCGAGGAGGACCAGGGCGACGACGAGAUCAUCCGCUCCGCCACAGAGCUCCACGACGCCAGUAUCCGCUUCAGUAAAUGCCGCACCAAACAGGAAACGACGCACCAAACAGGAAACGACGUCACCUCCUACGUAUUCACGAACACACCACAUCGGAGAGAGAUGGAUUUCGAACUGAGAAGGGCGAGAGAAAAGUUAGAGAAAGAGCAGAGGGAGAGGAAGGAAAGAGCGAGAUUGAAAGUGCAGAAGGAAAGAAAGGCCAAAGAAGAGGCUCAGAGACAAAAGGAAGCCCUCGAAGCUGUCCAAAGAUCUCGUCGUAUUGAUGCGGUCGAAGCGCAACUCAAGGCCGACCAACAGAUGCAAGAAACGCUACUUGCUGGCAGAGGAAUAGUGUUUUAUCGACUACUAGAGGCUGUACCUUAUCAAGGUGGUGGAGAUAAGAUCAAGCUUCCUCCUUCUUGCUUCACAGAACUGUCUGAUCAGGGUGCUUUUGAUAAGGGACCCAUAUACUUUCAAUUGUCAUUAGUUCACAAGGAAAGCUCUUCAAGCUUUCAAGAUACUAAUAAAGAUAACCAGGGGACCACCCAUUCAGGAGUUUUGGAAUUCACUGCUGAUGAAGGUCAAGUAGGACUUCCUCCUCAUGUUAGGAAUAAUUUAUUUUCUGAAGGCGCUUCAGAAUCUCCAUUAGUUGAAGUCCGCUAUGUUUGGCUUCCAAAAGGGACAUACGCAAAACUUCAACCUGAAAGAGUAGGAUUUUCUGACUUGCCAAAUCAUAAGGCUAUCCUUGAAACUUCUCUUCGGCAGCAUGCUACCCUUUCUCAAGGUGACAUUUUAACUGUAAACUAUGGAGAACUUGCAUAUAAAUUAAGGGUACUUGAGUUGAAACCUUCUUCAAGUGUAUCUGUUUUAGAAACAGACAUUGAAGUGGACAUUGUUGAUCCUGAUACCUCUUCCGAAAAGGCAGAUGAGCAUGUUUUAAUACCACUUGCAUUUGGAAUGUCACAAAGUGGAACAGUAGAAGAAGGAAAAUUUGUGUAUUACAAAUUUUCUAUAGACAAUAACGUCAUAUGGGAGAAACUAUCUUCUGGGAAUUCUUGUAUCGAGGUAAAAUUAGAGUCGGAGACUGGUGGGGGGGACACUGAUCUUUUCAUCUCUAAACAUCCUCUCAUAUUUCCGACACGACACCAGCAUGAGUGGUCUUCUCAUGAUAUUGGCGCAAAGAGUUUGAUUCUUAGUUCUAAAGAUAAAAGCUUGGGUACGGGGACCUACAGCAUUGGUAUUUAUGGCUUCAAGGGAUUGACUAAGUAUAAAAUAUCAGCAGUGGUCCGGGAUAACUUCAACCAAAAAGUUGGUCAGCAAGCAUCAUCUUCUGUGUCAUCCGUGGAAAUGGAUACCGAACAAUGUACGAACUGCAAGCAUUAUAUACCCACUAGGACUAUUGCACUGCAUGAAGCCUACUGUAGAAGGCACAUUGUGGUCUGUCAGCAUGCAGGCUGUGGAGUUGUUCUUAGAAUUGAAGAGUUCAAGAACCACAUUCAUUGUGACAGGUGUGGUCAGGCAUUCCAGCAGGUAGAAUUAGAAAAACACAUGAAAGUUUUUCAUGAGCCACUUCACUGCCCUUGUGGAAUAGUCCUCGAGAAAGAGCAAAUGGUGGAGCAUCAAGCUUCAGUUUGCCCUGUGCGUCUUAUUACAUGCCAGUUUUGUGGUGAUAUGGUUCAAGCUGGGAACUCUGCCAUUGAUGUCCGUGACAGAUUAAGAGGUUUGUCAGAGCAUGAGAGUAUAUGUGGUUCCAGGACUGCCCCCUGUGACUCUUGUGGGCGUGCGGUAAUGUUGAAGGACAUGGACAUUCACCAUAUUGCUGUUCAUCAAAAUGGCUAA
Sphenostylis stenocarpa is the source of this 3732-nucleotide messenger RNA. Lineage: Eukaryota; Viridiplantae; Streptophyta; Magnoliopsida; Fabales; Fabaceae. The record is from the annotation of a GenBank genome assembly.